Molecule: messenger RNA, 515 nt
Organism: Saccostrea cuccullata (small rock oyster)
Lineage: Eukaryota; Metazoa; Mollusca; Bivalvia; Ostreida; Ostreidae
Exons: 7
Source: RefSeq, a predicted model, not a curated record
GUGUGUCAGUCCUAAAGAAUUCAUUUGUGUACCAGAUGAAUGCGGAAAUCCAACGUACGUUAGUGAAGACCCAUUUCCCGUUGAACCAGGAAAAUACCAAUAUUUUAACAGGCUGCUUCAGAGAAUGGACGUAACAGAGUGCAGUGUAAGACAAGUGUGUCCCAAAGUACCUUACCUAGCAUCAGCUCUUGUUAAGAAAAGCGUAGAUUGUCUGGCAAAUCCCAAAAGGACAAAUCGCUGUCUUGACCAAAAUUCGAAAAGCACAGCAGAAAUGCUUCAAUCCACGAAACAGCACCAAACAAGCUCCUUCAAAAAUCUACCACAAGACAGUUGUGGAUCAGGAGCAGCAGUAGGAGUGGUGGUGGCUCUCCUGAUCCUUCUGGCUGUAGUAGUGGUGUUACUAGUGGUGUUCUACAGGAGAAACAUGUUUGGUGUCAGGAAAACAAUGAAGCCAUGGGUUGAUAGUAUCAGAAAUCAUCUUCCAGGGAACAGAGAGCGUGAAAAAAGACUACCUG